AUAUCUGUCAAAUUUUAAUUCAGAGGACGUGUUAAAUUAGCCAUAACUUUAGUUUAAAGCUAAAUUUGAUAAUAAUUACAAUAAAUUCCAAUUCCAUUUGUUGAGGGAAUAGAAAGAAAUUAAACGAACCAACUAGGAACGGUCAUUUAGCCAGAAAAUGACACAUGUCAGUUAACUCCUUUGAACAAUUGACAGAAAAGUUCUAGAGUGGAUUACCGGCUAUACCCGGUAAACAGUCAAUUACUAUAAAAACGCGUUAUAGCCAUAUAUAUGAUCCAAAGGGGUUUUUGGUUGUCCGUGUCGUUCGUCGUCUCUCUCGCCGGACUUGUUCAUUCAGAUUUCGUCUCUCUCUCUCUCGUACUCUUCUUCAAUUUUGUCCUCCGUAAAAUCUUGAGAUGGCGUCGAGGAACUCCGUUGCCGUAAUCGCUUUAUUCGCUUUCGUUUUCGCCGUCAUCUCUCCAUUCGCCGGCGCUCAAUCCUUAGCUCCUGCUCCUUCCCCCACUAGCGACGGAACAUCGAUUGAUCAAGGAAUCGCGUAUUUGCUAAUGGUGGUGGCGUUGGUGCUGACGUAUCUCAUUCAUCCUCUUGAUGCAUCUUCUUCCUCCUACACCUUCUUCUAAUCUUUUGGAUUUCUAAAUUUGAGAGAGUUUAUGAGUUCUUUAGUGUUUCAACUUUCCUAUUUUCAGUGAACACAAACCUCUUUCGCUAAUAUUCAGAAAUUAGAGAUAUCUUUUUUGUUAUUUUUAGAUUUGUUUAUUGAUUUAUGUCUCCUAUAUAAUUUGUUUAUUGUAAACGUACCCCUUUUAAUUAUGUUUAUUGCCAAUGUUUCCAAUACUUUAAAAAUAUUCCAAAAUUGUUACUU
Molecule: messenger RNA, 862 nt
Organism: Arabidopsis thaliana (thale cress)
Lineage: Eukaryota; Viridiplantae; Streptophyta; Magnoliopsida; Brassicales; Brassicaceae
Gene: AGP20
Product: arabinogalactan protein 20
Exons: 2
Coding region: 396-620 (74 amino acids)
Cellular component (GO): plasma membrane
Source: RefSeq, marked reviewed